Messenger RNA from Caenorhabditis elegans, 1118 nucleotides. RefSeq names its product PON (paraoxonase) and MEC-6 Like (gene poml-1). Gene Ontology annotation, molecular function: arylesterase activity. The record is from RefSeq and is marked reviewed. The coding region runs from base 5 to 1054 and encodes 349 amino acids. Lineage: Eukaryota; Metazoa; Nematoda; Chromadorea; Rhabditida; Rhabditidae. The transcript is spliced from 9 exons. Gene Ontology annotation, biological process: protein folding.
AAACAUGCUACAGCUAAGCCCGUUUGCUAGUAACUGUUUAUUUUUUACAAGUUUUGCUAUAGUCACUACUCUAUUUGGGAAACUUUUAUUACACAUUGAUAUCAACAAAAGGACUUACAACCAUGUUCCUGGAGAAUGUGGCGUUAUUCCUAAUUUGCCAGGAAUUCUUGGACUAACUACCAGUACCACGGGACGACUGUAUAUGACUACGAACUCGAAAGACAUCAAUACAGACCAAACACAUCUCUUCACAUUUUACUCCGACAAUCGUACCGCUCGAGAAAUAGAGAUUCGCGGCGGACCACCAAAAUGGCGUCUGACACCAGGAGCAUUAAGUAUCAACAGUGAGACAAGUAAUCCAAAUGUUUUUGUGCACAAUAAAAGGACCAACAAUAUCGAUGUUUUUGAGACAAACGAACAGAAUGAUGCGUGGCAAUACCGAAAAACAUUCAAAGAUGAGCAAUUUGAAGGACUCACUGAUAUAUCGGCUGCUGGUCUAAAUUCGUUCUUUUUUGUUAAAUCCAGUAUAUUUGGAACCAACUUUGCAUUAAAUAUCAUUGAACGAGUUGUACCGAUUCCAACCGGUUACAUUUAUUUUGUGAGUGGAAAUAAUAUACAACAAAUAUCCCGAGUUUCUUUCCCAACUGGCAUCGUUUAUGAUUCUGUAAAAAAAUCAAUUUUUGUUACGUCAUCCACCAGAAACUCUAUUUAUCGAAUGAAGGUGCAAGUCAAAAAUGGAAUUGAAAUAGUUAGUUCGAAGGAGUACGAUCUAGGCUGCUCGCCGAGCUCAAUUUGGAAAGAUUUUGAUGGCUCAUUUUUGAUUACCUGCCAUCCAGUUAAAUUUCGGUAUUUACUCAGUCUAUUUAAUGUCAUAACAUCUUCACCAUCUUUGAUACUUCGAGUUGCUGUACCCACGGACAAAGAUAAACCUCUAACAAUCACACAAUUAUACUCUAACGAUGGUGCCACUAUUUCCAACGCAAAUGUGACAGUCCGAGCGGGAAGGAGUCUUCUUAUUUCCGAUGGAACUAAAAUUCUCAAUUGCCAUUUAUAAACUAGUUUUAUUUGCAUUGUAGUCGUUACAAAAAUUUGAAAUUAUAAAAAUGUAUUAGGUUUCA